This is a messenger RNA of Paramecium pentaurelia, 1090 nucleotides long. NCBI's taxonomy places the organism in Eukaryota, Ciliophora, Oligohymenophorea, Peniculida, Parameciidae. The record is from the annotation of a GenBank genome assembly.
AUGAAUAAUAAUGAAGAUAAGAAAUAAAUAGAAAGACUAGGAACAGCCAGCACAAUGUGUUAAACCUUUUAAUAAUCUCAAUUUUAACAACAAUAUUAAAAACGUGUUGAUUUCACUCAAGUAAAUCUUUUCCCCAAAAAUAUCAAAAAUGAUUUGAAUCACAAGUAAAAUACUCGAUACUCUCGACAAGAAUAUGGGAAUGAAUCUGAAGAUCAAAAAUAAGAUUUACUAUAAACAUAACACAAACAAUAAUAAUACAUUAUUCAGCAACAGAAUUCGUAAUCAAAACAAAAAAAAAUAUAAAUAAAGCAAUAAAAUGAAUCAUAAAACCUUAUUGAAGAUAGGUAAGAAGAAUUUAAUAGUGUGUAUGAUGAUGAAAAUUUAGAAUCCCCUAUUCCAAUAUAAAAAAAAGGCAAAGGAGAACAUCUUUAUGUCAAUUGGUACAAUAUAUUUGAAUUUUAGUUAGAUGUAGGCUUUAAGUGAAAUUUUAGUUAAAUAUCAUAUAUAAGAGAUAAAUCAGCCAUAUUUAAAAAAAAAAACAUCAGCAAAAUGUUGUUGUUUCACAAUUACAACCAAAUAAUCACUUUAUUAAAGUUAAAAACAAAUUAUUAUAACAGAAGGAAGAAAAAAUUAUGAUGAGAAUGAUAUUAAUCAUUGUAAUCUUCUAUAUUCAAUUCUCUAUUAAAUGUAUCAAUUAGAGAAACUAUCUAAGAAAAAGUCAAAGGAAAUUGAAGCUAAAUAAACAACAGUCUUUUAGUUAAUUUAUACAUUAUCUUGUAUAACAUUAUUUAAGGAUGAUUUAUUAUAAUUUACAAAAAAUGAUAAGGAUAAAGUUAUAGGAAACCUCUUUAUUAUAUCAAAAUAUAUAUUUGACAUCCUUUUAAAUGGAAUUUUAGAUCCAAUUUUCAAAUAAUCAGACAGUAAUGGUGAAACACUUCAUAAUACUUUGACUGCAAUUCAUAUGGGUAUGUUUCUUAUGGUUUGUUUGGAUAAUUUAAAUUAAGAAUAAGAAAUAAUAUAAAAUUUGCAAAAUAAAAAUAUAAAAUCACUCAUAGAUCUUUGGAAACAAAAAAAAUAUUAAAAUAACUGA